Messenger RNA from Coccomyxa subellipsoidea C-169, 612 nucleotides. RefSeq names its product kinase-like protein. Gene Ontology annotation, molecular function: protein kinase activity; ATP binding. The transcript is spliced from 4 exons. Bases 1 to 612 code for a protein of 203 amino acids. The record is from RefSeq and is a predicted model, not a curated record. Gene Ontology annotation, biological process: protein phosphorylation. NCBI's taxonomy places the organism in Eukaryota, Viridiplantae, Chlorophyta, Trebouxiophyceae, Coccomyxaceae.
AUGACUGAGUACAUGCGCGGCGGCUCCCUCUCCCAGUUCCUCACGGCAUACAACCAGGGGGUGAUACCUCUGCGCGUGCGUGCUGAGCUGGCGCUGCACGCUGUGAACGGCCUGGCGUACCUGCACGAGAUGCAUGUGGUGCACUUUGACCUCAAGCCCGACAACCUGCUGCUGGAUGGGCCGCUCAUCCUGGGCGGCUACGCCGGCGCGCACCCCGUGCCCAUGCUCAAGGUGGCCGACUUUGGCCUGUCCAAGCACAAGUGGAGCAACUACGUCUCCGGCGUCAAGGACCUCAGGGGCACGCUGCCGUACAUGGCGCCAGAGCUGGUGUCGGACCCGGACCACGUGAGCGAGAAGGCCGACGUGUGGAGUUUAGGAAUGGUGCUCUGGGAGAUGCUCACGCUGCAAGCGCCCUUCCAAUCCCUCGCACCCCAGCAGAUCAUCGCCGGGCUGAUGGUGGGCAACAUGGCGCCGGAGGUGCCACACUGGUGCGAGCCGGAGUGGCGCGGCCUCAUGGAGGCCUGCUGGGAGGUCAACCCCUCCUCGCGCCCAUCCUUCCGCACCCUCGCCGGCCAGCUCGAGAAAAUCAUCGAUGCCGCUCCCGCCAUCUGA